GCGUGUUGUUCACUCGCGUAUCUGCCCUCUGAUUGGCUAGAAUGGUCCCACCUGAUAUUGACUCCUCCCGUUUGCCUUCCGUCUUUGAGGACAAGUAUUUCCAUUGUUCAGUCAUUUGUUGGAGCGGCUACUCGACUAUCUUGUCAUUAUAAUAGAUCAUCUUCGGUUCAGUCAAAAAGCUGGAGCUUUGACGUCACACCACUAUUUUCCGCAGGAUUAAAGAUGGCGCCGCAUCAUGUACUAAAGUGCUGUCAACGGAGUUUAGCUUGGAUACCUGUUAUUUUCAUCAACCUGGUCGUUGGCUGGUCUUAUUAUGCAUACGUCGUGGAACUCUGUAUCUUUACAAUCCCAAAUAAUGCAGAAAAAAUAUCAUACCUGGUUGUCUUCCACCUGUUCUUCAUCAUGUUUAUCUGGUCCUACUGGAAGACUAUCUGCAGUAGGCCUGCCAGCCCCUCUAAAGAGUUUUGUCUGGCCAAAGUGGAGAAGGAGCAGUAUGAGAAGGAGCAGCCAGAUGCUCAGCAGGACAUCCUGAAGAAAGCGGCCGUAGGAUUGCCUGUCUACACACGCACUGGGACCGGAGCCGUCCGGUACUGUGACCACUGUCAGGUGAUCAAACCCGACCGCUGCCACCACUGCUCCACCUGUGACAUGUGUGUACUGAAGAUGGAUCAUCACUGUCCAUGGGUGAAUAACUGUGUUGGAUUUUCGAACUACAAGUUCUUUGUCUUGUUUCUGGCCUACUCCAUGCUGUAUUGUGUGUUUAUCGCUGCUACUGUCCUGCAGUAUUUCAUCAAAUUCUGGACACAUUGCCGAAGGAGAUCUGUUGGGGAUUGUCCUCAGAAUCAGCUGCCCGACACUCACGCCAAAUUCCACGUGUUGUUUCUGUUUUUUGUGGCGGCAAUGUUCUUCAUCAGCAUCCUGUCGCUUUUCAGCUACCAUCUCUGGCUUGUGGGAAAGAACAGGACCACCAUAGAGGCUUUCAGGGCUCCUGUCUUCAGAAAUGGCCCAGACAAAAAUGGCUUCUCUCUGGGCUUCAGUAGGAAUGUGGUGGAGGUGUUUGGAGACCAGAAGAAGUACUGGAUGUUUCCCAUCUACACCAGUCAUGGUGAUGGACACAGUUUUGCCACCCGGUUGCUGACCUUAGAUCCUGAGCAAAUAGCUGUGGGCCUCCAGAUCAACGGCAAAAGCUCUGAAGAUGGUCUGGCAAGCCCCAAGCACGUCCUUGGCAACAACAUUAACCACAUUGAGGGCCAUCAGMAUGACGUAGCCCAGACGGUAACUGUGACAAUGGAGCGUGAAUCAUAGACAGGUAAGUCUAUGGAUGAGUUCUGCUGAAGUGCGUGUGUUUCCUGCAGACCUUAGAGUGGAAACUGAUAACCACCAGGUGGCUCAAAUGGCCAGUUUAGAUGUCUGCCAGGAGACAACUGAGCCAUUAACUGUGAUGCCUUACAACCAGCAGCAUCAUUGUCUCUACAGAAACCAGCCUUUUAUCACAUGCAGUACCCCUACUACCAUGAACAAAAUGUCUAGUAACCGCUCUCGUAUAGCCGUCAUCUUUUCUAUUGUCGUUCUUAUGACCACCAAACAGCAUCCCUGUUACCAUGGACAAACCCUGGACUGUCAUGGACACAUCUGUCAGCAGAGCUUUCAUCAGCUUUCAGUUUCCAUCCUCACCAAACACAUGCAGACGCGUUGUCUUUGUUGCUAACCAAAGACGCACAACAAUAUUUUUUUGGUAACUAUUAUUAAUUUCUGGAACUGCUCUGUUAUUCAAGCCAAAAAAAGAAUACUCUUUGCACUAGGUCAGAUAAGUGCAGGAAAAUAAUUGCUUUACAGUUAUACGCCUCCGUCAAAUCAGUAUUCACUUGCUUUAUUGGAAAAAAUGAAGAGUUCACUGUGUCUUAGAACAGAAAAUGUGUUAGUGGUUUUGAUUUGAUUAAGCCCAGGGGAUACCAUGUUGUGUCUUUUGGCCCUGAAGGUCAUGAGCACUACUGUCUCAGUUGAUUGUAGCGUGUGUGUACUGUAUGCACUUUAAACUUGAAACAUGUGAUGGGUGCUAAGCAUAUCCAUUGAUUUCAAUAGGACAGUAGGUUUAUAUGAACCACGGCUUUGUAGGACCCUAUGCCUCUCCCAAAAUCCUCUCCUGCUCUGUAUCAUCGUAACUUAAAUGUGCAUUGUGCCUUCAGUACAGUAUGGAAGAACAAAGGUAUAGUACAGUGCCAUAGUUGACCUUAGCAUGGUGUAAUAACUUUAUAAUUUAGAGAGAUGGAAAUGGAACCCGGAGAGCAUUUAUGUUUACAAUUUUACGGGCCAAAUCCUAACUCAUGUUUUGCAAAAUUCCGUGCAUCAGUGAUGAUAUACACUGUGUACACAAAACAUUAGGAAAACCUUUCCUACUAUUGAGUUGCACCCCCUUUUGCCCUCAGAACAGCCUCAAUUUGUC
Messenger RNA from Salvelinus sp. IW2-2015, 2443 nucleotides. RefSeq names its product palmitoyltransferase ZDHHC20-B. The record is from RefSeq and is a predicted model, not a curated record. NCBI's taxonomy places the organism in Eukaryota, Metazoa, Chordata, Actinopteri, Salmoniformes, Salmonidae. Gene Ontology annotation, molecular function: palmitoyltransferase activity.